Aureobasidium subglaciale EXF-2481 is the source of this 1994-nucleotide messenger RNA. RefSeq lists its product as uncharacterized. The coding region runs from base 253 to 1806 and encodes 517 amino acids. The record is from RefSeq and is a predicted model, not a curated record. NCBI's taxonomy places the organism in Eukaryota, Fungi, Ascomycota, Dothideomycetes, Dothideales, Saccotheciaceae. The transcript has 2 exons.
ACGUUUUCUCCUCGAGACCGCCACGCUUAACGAUGCGCGCUCACCGGACUUCGACCUUUUUUUGUCAUAACAAUCUGCCUUACAACACUUAACACAUUUGACGCCAUCACCCGCCCACAAAACGAAGAUUUUCCGUAAUUACCAGCCACCGUCGACCGGGAUCAUCGACCAAAGAUAGACCAGGCUGCGGGGAAACCACCUCACCUCUCUCAACGCGCGCGAGCGCUGCGACCGCUCUGCUGUUAGCCACUAAUGCGCCCUUCCCUCGCACCAUUGCUUGUGCUGCUGGGUCUACUAUGCUCCACUGUCGCUACCAGUCCUACAUUUCCCAACUCGACGGAGAGGGACGACAAUGGUCAUGGCACUGAUGUAGACGCGAGCGCGGCAGACAGCAAAUCAAUGUCGCUGGAAAGUUACUGCGCGGCGCAGCUCAGUAGUUUCACAGCGACCUACCAGAGUACAGAGAUUGCUACCAGCAGGUGGACAUGGUAUGAAGGGUUUGGACCGACGGAUUCAGCCGGGGACUUGACCGGAUCUGUGACCUCGCAGACCUAUUGGACGAGUACAUUCUUGUAUACACAGUAUGCCGUCCGUGCAUAUACGCCCAAGCCGCCUUGCUGUGCCUCAUGUUACAUAACAGGAGGCACGAUAGACUUUUAUUUUUGGCCGGAUCAAGCAACGCCGACAACUCCGGCUCCGGGUCAACCCAGUACGAGUGUCGACGCGGAAGGGUUCACCUUCACCUCACCGAGCGUCUAUAUGGCUUUCAGCUCAUUAGUCGCAAGUGAUGCAUGCGGGCAAGUAGGAGAUGCCUGGACCAGCACGACUAUAGCUUUUGAUGCAUCCGAGAUUACUACUGCACAACCCAUCACUACAUUGACACAAUAUGAGUCCGACUACGUAUCAGACGACGGCAAAACAUACAGGAUGAUGGGCUCUGCAGUAACGACACAACCACUACCAAGGUCGGUAAACUAUGAUGAAGUAGGCCAAAACUGCUCAACGAUAUCUGGAUAUGUUUACUGGCCGGCCAACCCUAUCAACGCUGCGAACGCGUUGUAUCAUCCCGACCCUUGUCAUCCCGUCAUAUUGUUGCCACCAAGAUUGAUCAGUAUGCAACAGCCUUGGAUCAACGCAGGCUGUGGACCAGCGCCAGGAAUGAGCGGAGCCUACGAUCCGCCGAGAGUCCUUACGCCGUUGGCAACCGCCACCACGACUGGAGAUGCCAACCCUACUCCAAAAUGGGGUGGCCGUGUCAAUGGAGAUGGAGGUGCCAGUCCGGCAUCUAGUGCAGAAGCUGGAGCGUCUAGUACCACGAGGCCAGUGUCGACGGGCGUGACGGCUGUUUACGAAUCAGCCAAGUCAUCUCCCUCGGAAGAGGCUGCAUCAACAGUCACAGUGACUGCUGCGGAUGCGGUAACGACAGCCAUUGUGAUAUCUGGUCAACACGUCGGCCCAGACUCGCUCACUGGUGUGGCUGGUGCAAUCCUAAGCGGCCUUGGAGGCACUGGCUCUGAAUCGGAUGCUGGUGACAGCGCUUCCAAGUGGGACCCUGCGCAGGGCAUUGCUGCAUCUGCUGUCAAUGCCUCUCCUGUGGUUUCAUCGUCUAGCAGCAGCUCGAGCGGGAAGAAGGAUUCGAGUGUGAGUAGCAAAACUAGUGGUUCAUCUUCUAGCUCGACAACCACUGGUAGUGCUACGAGCGACGACUCGGCAGCAGCAACCUCAAGCGGUGUCGCUGCGUCAGGCAAGACUGCUGAGUCUGCUAUGUGGUCUUUCCUGACACCACUCUUACUUUUGUGGAUCUAAUUGUCGAGGUAUCUUUCUGAUUGGUACAUCUCAAAUCUUGUUUAUGCAUUUCUUUUGUCUAUUUGGUCUCGGCCUCUUCAAUUCUUGGAUAUACACGAUUCGGUUUCUCGGCGUUCUCAUAAUUAAAAGCCAAUACAGAUGUAUAUAAUUGCAUAAUGACUCAAUUCUGUCAAAGAGAGUGCCCUGUU